AUGAAGUUUCUCUUUCAAAAGCUUCUUUCUCAAUUGCUUCUAGCCAUUCUUUGGUCUUUUGCCACUGCUAUCAUUUCUCAACAUUAUGUUAGUGCUGUGAGUCUACCAAACAAUGAAACUGUCCCAGCAGUAAUUGUGUUUGGAGACUCUAUAGUGGAUUCAGGUAACAACAACCACAUCAGCACUAUAGUUAAAUGCAAUUUCCUACCAUAUGGUAAAGAUUUUCCAGGAGGAAAUAACCCAACUGGUAGAUUCAGCAAUGGCUUACUCCCAUCAGACAUCAUCGGUGCAAAAUUUGGAGUCAAGAAGCUUUUACCAGCUUAUCUUGAUCCAAAACUACAACUUCAAGAUCUCCUCACAGGUGUAAGUUUUGCCUCUGGUGGUGCUGGCUAUGAUCCUCUUACUUCUAAACUAGCUUCUGUGCUAUCAUUAUCAGAUCAAUUGGACAAGUUCAAUGAAUACAAAAACAAAAUAAAGGAAGCAGUUGGAGAAAACAGAACUGCAACAAUAAUAUCAAAAAGCAUAUAUAUUGUGUGCAUGGGAAGUAAUGACAUUGCCAAUACUUAUUCAACUUUACCAUUUAGGCGACCACACUACGAUGUUCCAUCAUACACUGAUUUAUUGGCUUCACAAGCCUCAAACUUCUUGCAGGAACUUUAUGGGCUAGGAGCUAGAAGAAUUGGAGUAAUUGGCUUGCCAGUAUUAGGGUGCGUGCCCUCACAGAGAACACUUCGUGGAGGCAUACGUAGAGCAUGCUCAGAUUUUGAAAAUCAAGCUGCAAUCCUCUUCAACAGCAAACUCUCAUCUCAAAUGGAUGCUCUUAAAAAUAAGUUUCCGGAGACUAGACUUGUCUAUCUCGAUAUUUACAACCCAUUGCUGAAUAUGAUUCAAAAUCCCGCUAAAUAUGGUUUUGAAGUAAUAGACAAAGGAUGCUGUGGCACAGGAAAUAUAGAAGCAGGCAUACUGUGCAACAAUUACACCCCACACAUUUGUUCAAACUCCUCAAACUACAUAUUCUGGGACAGUUUCCAUCCAACGGAAGAGGCUUAUAAAGUGAUUUGUUCUCUGGUGCUUGAUAGCAAAAUCAAGGACUUCUUCUGA
Abrus precatorius (Indian licorice) is the source of this 1101-nucleotide messenger RNA. RefSeq names its product GDSL esterase/lipase EXL3-like. Bases 1 to 1101 code for a protein of 366 amino acids. Gene Ontology annotation, molecular function: hydrolase activity, acting on ester bonds. Lineage: Eukaryota; Viridiplantae; Streptophyta; Magnoliopsida; Fabales; Fabaceae. The transcript has 5 exons. The record is from RefSeq and is a predicted model, not a curated record. Gene Ontology annotation, cellular component: extracellular region.